UGCGUCAGUAUGCUGAGAGGAGUGGCUGUGAGUUCCGUUAUUUUCGAGAGAUACUGUAUUUCAUCCUCGGAAGAUUUCUGCAGACAUGGAGCUUCUAUCACUCCUGUUUAUGAGCUCCUGUUUCCUGACUUUGUCCAGACUGACGUUUGGUGACCAAUCCGGGACAUCUGUGUUUGUGAAAGAAGGUGAUGAUGCCAUUUUACCCUGUUCCCUCGGCACUAAUGAGAACAUUGAGUAUGUGCGGUUUGAGUGGAUGAAGGAAGGAACUAAAGAGGAGGUGUUUACCUGUGAUUCUGGGGUGUGUUAUAGUCCUGCCCUCCCAGAUCGAGUCUCACAUUUUCGAGAUGAUCUGCAGCACGGCAACGCCUCCAUAAAAAUAAAAAAUGCUCAACUGGAGGAUGAAGGAAUCUACACCUGUUCAUUUCCAACCAGUGGAAAAACAUUCAGGAUUGAGCUUGUUGUUGGAGCAGCAGAGCCUUAUGUCACAAGUCAUGAUCAAAUAAAUGGCGGGGUGCUGCUUCAGUGUGAUGUUAAGAAUGCUAAUCCCAAGCCUACAGUGGAGUGGCGGGACAGUAACAAUCAAAUCAUUCAUUCUGAGGAGCCACAGGUCUCUAAACAAGGAGGUCGCUUCUACAUCACCCUCAAAGCUACUGUGGAAAAAAAUGGCCGCUAUCGCUGUGUCGCCACACAGGAGAAAAUCCACCAUCAGGCACAAAAGGAAAUCCAUGUACAUAUUUAUGGGGGACCUGUGAUUGUGAAAGACGGUGCUGAUGCCAUUUUACCCUGUUCCCUCGGCACCAAUGAGAACAUUGAGUAUGUGCGGUUUGAGUGGACGAAGGAAAGAACUGAAAAGCAGGUGUAUAUCCAUGAUACUGGGGCGGAUUAUAGUCCUGCCCUCCCAGGUCGAGUCUCACAUUUUAAAGAUGAUCUGAAGAACGGCAACGCCUCCAUAAAAAUAAAUAAUGUUCAACUGGAGGACGGAGGAAACUACACCUGUUCAUUUCCAACCAGUGGAAAAACAUUCAGGAUUGAGCUUGUUGUUGGGCCCGUAUUAAAGGUCCGAAACAACCCAGGAGCAGCAGAGCCUUAUGUCACAAGUCAUGAUCAAAUAAAUGGCGUGGUGCUGCUUCAGUGUGAUGUUAAGAAUGCUAAUCCCAAGCCUACAGUGGAGUGGCGGGACAGUAACAAUCAAAUCAUUCAUUCUGAGGAGCCACAGGUCUCUAAACAAGGAGAUCACGUCCACAUCACCCUCAAAGCUACUGUGAAAAAAAAUGGCCACUAUCGCUGUGUCGCCACACAGGAGGAAAUCAAACAUCAGACACAAAAGGAAAUCCAUGUACAUAUUUAUGAACCAAACACUAGAUGGAAGAUUGUAGCUGUUGUUGCUAUUGUUCUUGCUGUUGCUGUUGUAGUUGGGAUUCUUGUCAGGCGUUACUUCAAGAAUAAAAAAAAAACAAACAAGAAGGAGUGCUCAGCCCAGGAACUGAAACUCAAUGCUGAUCAAAGUGAACCUGUGUGAAGUACGGUGUGUGUGUUGCUUAUGUGUUUGUUUAAUGAGAACCAAAUUGAGUUUUGGAGCACAGCAGCUUGGACAUGUUGGAUUAUUUUUGAUAUUUUCAGCAGUUUAAAAGUUCAGAACAGCUUUUAAUUCUGUCGUUUAGCACAUGGUUAAAAGUCAGGAUGGAGGGAUGUAGUUUCUGCUGCAUUUCUGCAAAAUAAAUGUUUCCUGUUCAGUCACCACAGCCAUUUUUCUAAUACUUUGAUCAUAAUCACUUCCCAUAUAUCUGUGUAAACAAAUAAAAGUAUAAAUGUUUAUCUCAAAGUCCACAGUACUUGAUAAAAAAUACUUUCAAAUACCCUCUAACACCAUCUUUUCAACACUGGGCAUUUGGGAUUUUUUUUUCUAUUUGAAUGAAAACAGAUGCAGCGCAUCAAUGUUUUUCUUUAUUCCACAUAAUCGUGGGUUUUUGUUUGUUUGUUUUCUGUAUGAACUGUCAUCCUGUCACCUGAAAUAGGUUUAAAAUAUUAAAUUACUGUUGUAUUUAUUCCAUGAGAGAUCUGAGGUCAUUGUCCUGUGCUUUCCUCUUCUGCAGCAGUUUAAUAGGACGGAGUAGAGAAAUAGCUCCACCUGCUCUUGGUGCAUAACAUGUUACUAUUAAAGAAAGCUACUUUUAGCUGCUUCGUUUACACAGCGGGUAGCGCCGCAUGUUUGAUUUGGCCACACAAUUAAUAAGCUGGAUGGAUUUGUGUUUCCAGCUGCACUUAUAUUUCUGUAAAUAUUUAAAUAACAUUUGAAAGGAAAUUUGUCUGAUAACAGCAGGUUUGUCAAACAACUGUCUCAAGUUAAUUCUUUCCUUUAGAAUGUGCCAAACAAGGAAAAAAGGUUUUCUUUGUUUUCUAAGCCUAAACAUACAUUAACUUAAUGUAAUUAACUAUAACCCUGAGCUGUUCUGCUGUAAAUAAAUAUGAGUAUUUUGCAGUCUGAAAAAAAAGUGCCUUUUUAAAUACGCUUUUGUGUUUUAUCUUUUUAUUGUUGCUAAAGAAAACUGUCAGGAUACACACACUGCAGAUGAAAUGUUGUUGAUGUUUGAUAUUGAAAAUUAUGUUCAUGCUUUUAAUUAAUUAUGUCCUCAUACAUUAUCAUUUUUCACACAGCUCAAGAUUCUCGGAAUAAAAUAUCAAAAAUUAAA
Messenger RNA from Oreochromis aureus, 2690 nucleotides. RefSeq names its product CD276 antigen-like. The record is from RefSeq and is a predicted model, not a curated record. Gene Ontology annotation, molecular function: signaling receptor binding. Gene Ontology annotation, biological process: T cell receptor signaling pathway; regulation of cytokine production. Gene Ontology annotation, cellular component: external side of plasma membrane. Bases 86 to 1519 code for a protein of 477 amino acids. Lineage: Eukaryota; Metazoa; Chordata; Actinopteri; Cichliformes; Cichlidae. The transcript has 8 exons.